Akanthomyces muscarius is the source of this 1182-nucleotide messenger RNA. RefSeq lists its product as uncharacterized. The record is from RefSeq and is a predicted model, not a curated record. The coding region runs from base 1 to 1182 and encodes 393 amino acids. Gene Ontology annotation, cellular component: extracellular region; cell surface; fungal-type cell wall. Gene Ontology annotation, biological process: cell wall organization. The transcript is spliced from 2 exons. NCBI's taxonomy places the organism in Eukaryota, Fungi, Ascomycota, Sordariomycetes, Hypocreales, Cordycipitaceae. Gene Ontology annotation, molecular function: 1,3-beta-glucanosyltransferase activity; glucan endo-1,3-beta-D-glucosidase activity.
AUGGCUUUCGGACGAACCCUGAUCGCUGCACUGGCAGCCGCGCCACUGAUCGCUUGUUUCCCUGCUCCUACUGGCGGUUUUGAAUCUUCUGAUGUUAUUUCUCAUGGCAAAAUCGUUGUUUUCGACUCCAAAGUCGAAUCCGCUGUCUAUGUUCCCGAGGUCGUUGUCUGGGAUGAGAAAAAUGAGGUCACAACCUCCACUCAGACGGUUCUACAUCUUCCUCUGAGUAUGGCAUCGGACUAUGCAGCUGGAAAUAUGAUUUCAUCCAGCGAACCAACAGUCACAACGACCAUGACCUCGUUUUCCACGCAGACUGUGACAGUGCCUGCGCCGACUCAUUCGGCAUCCACUAGCUAUUUGCCAUCUUCCAGUGCGAACUCGACUGAGCUUUUUGGCGUCUCCUAUGCACCAUACCGCGCCGAUCACGGAUGCAAGACCCAGGAGGAUGUCAAUGAUGACGUGGAGCAGAUGGCUGGGAAGUACUCUGUCAUUCGUGUCUACGGCACAGAUUGCGACCAAGUUCCAAUGAUGUACAAGGCUGCCAAGAAGACGGGAAUGAAGCUCUUUCUCGGUAUUUGGGAACCCUCUGCUGUGCAGGACGAAGCCAAUAAGAUCAUUGCUGGCGUCAAUGGUGAUUGGGAUAUGGUUCACACCGUCAGUGUUGGCAAUGAACUUGUCAACAGUGGUCAAGCAUCUCCGCGCGACAUCGUCGCUGCAGUGAAAUCCGCUCGCUCUAUACUCCGUGCGGCGGGCUACCAGGGUCCGGUUGUGACCGUUGAUACUUUUAUGGCGGUUCAGGCUCACCCCGAACUCUGUGAUGCUUCCGACUACUGCGCCAUGAAUGCUCAUCCGUUCUUUGACAGCACUACUACUGCUUCUCAUGCAGGACGGUGGUUAAUUAACACCAUCGCUCGCGUUAAGACUGCUCUGUCCAACUCUAAGAGAAUUGUCAUAACCGAGACCGGGUGGCCAACCAAGGGGCUUGCCAAUGGUCUUGCUGUUCCAGGCCUUGCUAACCAAAAAAUGGCUUUGGACUCUAUUCAGAAGGCUUUCACUACCACUCCCGGCGAUAUCAUCCUCUUCUCCGCCUUCAAUGAUCUCUGGAAGGUUAAAGCUGCCUCAACAUUCAAUGCUGAUCAAUUCUGGGGAAUCAACGGCGCUGUCGCCAAAUGCGACUCGUAA